UCCCAAAUAAUCAGAAACCAAUCCUCGAACACUCUCAAAGAAUAUGGCGAUAUCCAACCUUUUCUACCCACUAAAUUCCACUCUCAGGCCCCUACUCCACUCCACGUUCCUUAAUUCCUCUUUUGCACAACUUAACCUUACGAAGAAAUCCAUAUGCCCAACCAGAAAACCCAGAAGAACACACAUCAAUGCCCAGUCCAAUGGCAGCGGCUCAGCUGAUGCCCCGGACCGCUUAAUCUCAGCCGUAUGUUACUUCUACCCCUUCUUUGAUGGCAUACAGUACGGAAAGUACGUUAUCACCCAGAUCACUCCCAUGCAAGCUCUUAUCCAGCCUUUGGUACCGGCUAUAAGGGUCUUUAAGAGCUUUCCCUUUAAUGGGUUCUUGGUGUUCUUGACCCUUUACUUCUUGGUUGUGAGGAACCGCAACUUUACUAGGUACGUGAGGUUCAAUACCAUGCAAGCUAUUGUGCUUGAUGUGCUACUGAUUUUUCCUGAUGUUUUGGAGAGAAGCUUCAAUCCAAGGGGUGGGUGGGGCUUGGACUUGUUGAUGAGCUUAGACAGCACUGUUUUUCUGUUCCUUCUGGUUUCUUUGCUUUAUGGGUCUUCUUCUUGCUUGCUGGGUCAGGUGCCCAGAUUACCCAUUGUUGCUGAAGCUGCUGACAGGCAAGUUCUUUGAGCAGCCGUCUGGUUCUCAUCUGUAGCUUUAUUAGCCGAUCUUAAUUCAUUUUUAAAGAAAGUGCUCUAGAUUUUUACACUAGGAUGUACUCGUUAUGAAAGGAAGAAACUUGCACAAUUCAUUCCUGGUAUUGUUGUAUCACUAUGUUUUUUUUUCCCAAUGAAAUGGAGGAAACUCUUGAUUUGGUAACAGGUUGUUGACUUGUACCAUAUAUAAUGGGAAUUUAGGAGUGGCCUUUUGACAUU
This is a messenger RNA of Juglans regia (Persian walnut), 921 nucleotides long. Its product is annotated as protein TIC 20-v, chloroplastic. The coding region runs from base 44 to 676 and encodes 210 amino acids. The transcript has a single exon. Lineage: Eukaryota; Viridiplantae; Streptophyta; Magnoliopsida; Fagales; Juglandaceae. The record is from RefSeq and is a predicted model, not a curated record.